GUCUGGGGUUCAUCGGGCUGUCGUUGGGUGUGAACCUACUGGUGACCCAGAAGAUGAAGACCUACCAGUACCAGAUGAUGAAGGUCAAAGACGCCAGACUCAGGCUUAUGGGGGAGGUGCUCAACGGCAUUAAGGUGAUCAAACUGUACGGCUGGGAGCCUCUGUUCACUCAGAAGAUCUUGGAUGUCCGGAACACAGAGUUGAAAGUGUUGUUGAAGUACGCUAUUGUGGAUGCCGUUGACACGUUCUCAUACACAGCGUCUACCUUCUGGGCUUCUGUAGCCUUCGUCCCACAACAGGCGUGGAUUCAGAACAGCAGCAUAAAAACCAACAUUCAGUUCGGCCAAGCUUUUGACUCCAAGUUCUACGAACGGGUGCUGGAGGCGUGCGCCCUGAAGCCCGACCUUGCUAUGUUGCCUGCCGGUGAUAACACGGAGAUUGGGGAGAAGACCCGCAUCCUAGUGACACACGGCCUUCACCUCCUGCCCCGCGUAGACUACAUCGUGGUGAUGCACGAGGGCCGGGUGUCUGAGGCGGGCAGCUACGAGGAGCUCCUGAGUCACAAUGGCGCCUUCUCCCGCUUCCUGGUGCAGCACCUGGCCCAGGGCAACGCUGACGUCACCACCACCACCGAGGAUGACGUCUCGGAGGAUGACGCUGAAGAUGAGCCCAUGCGGAAGGAUAUGUUGCGCCGUCUGAGGUCUCUGACGUCAGAUGGAGAUGUCACAGCAGCAGACGACCAGCCGGAACCGCCCGCCAAAAUGUUGGCCAAAUUAGAUAGUUCAAAGAUAAACCGGCCAAAAGCCCUCAGCCUUUCAAGGCGAUCUCGGAGGAAAUCAGGCAGGACUC
Aplysia californica (California sea hare) is the source of this 849-nucleotide messenger RNA. RefSeq names its product canalicular multispecific organic anion transporter 2. Gene Ontology annotation, molecular function: ATP hydrolysis activity; ABC-type transporter activity; ATP binding. Gene Ontology annotation, biological process: transmembrane transport. The record is from RefSeq and is a predicted model, not a curated record. NCBI's taxonomy places the organism in Eukaryota, Metazoa, Mollusca, Gastropoda, Aplysiida, Aplysiidae. Gene Ontology annotation, cellular component: membrane.